GGCACAGACAGAAACCAGACCCAGCCAGGGGCCGCAGGCCGCCUGUCUCUGGGGAGCCUGUCCUUGGACAGGUCCUGGGCUAGGAGCCAGUUUGUGCCGAGGGUAAAAGGUGCUGGCAGCCAGCUUGCUGCACCCUGGAGCCCUGGCCGAGGCCCCUCCGUUAGGUCCGUUGACUGCCCCGCCCCUAGACCGCUGUGGGGGACUCCAGUCCUCAGUGUCAGGUAAACCACCUGCCUGGGGGGCCCGGCGGUGGCCUCUGGCCGCAGCCACUAGAUGGCAGUACUGCUCCCAUGGACACACCCUGGACCUCAGACUCAUUUGGGAUGUUGGGAGGUGGUUUAUUAUAAGGUCAAGUUAGUGUGGCAGCUUUUCUGAAAAACAGUCACAGUUGUUCUAAAUAGGUGCCCCGUCAUUAUUUGGCCUGAUACUUGCUGUGCAUGAAAUUGGCCAAUGCAGGUGGAGAGAGCGAUUGGCCUUAUAAAGGUGCCCGUGCCCUCUUAAAUCAGGCCGUCUGUCUUUGCCAUGGCAUGCGGCUGGUGUCUCACAUGUUGGCAUUUGCCCCGAGUCCCUCCAGCAGGCAAGCUGCGGUCACCAGUGACAUGGAGUCCGUCGAGCUCCCACACGGUCCCUGGGCCCCACCUCGGCAUGGAGACUAAGCUGGGUGGCACUCAGGCUCAGCCGCCCGCUCACCCUUCUUCCUCUGUGGGGCCCGUGGGAGCCGGGGCAGCACAGCCACCAGCAGGGCCCUGCCGGGCCCGGUUCCUGCCCUCAGACCUUCAAUGUGCAGUGGUCCCCCCAGUCCUGGCUCCAGCGGACCUCUGCCCGCCCUGCCCUACCGCAGGGGUCCCAUCCCGUCCCAGGUGUCCCUCUGGGCCAGCCCCAGGGCUGCUGGCAGCAGAGCUAAUGCCCCACGUGCGUGUCCUGGCUGUCCUGCAUCCCAAGCUCUAGUGACUGCCUCAGCACCCACACACCCCAAAGGGCAUCGACCUGCACACAGAAGGCUGCUGUGUACACGGCCUGCCCAGGGGAGAGUGUGGCUGCUACUGAGGGCCGGGCAGGAGCGCAUCAGGGUGCAGGCGCAUGGACAGACCUUCACAUUCCCAGACCUGUUUCCUGAUAAGAAGCCGAGCCCUGAAGGCGGCUCUGUUGACAACAGCCUCUGGGACCUGCAGCAGAGGCAGAGCCAGGACCCCCGGCGUGGUGGCGUCCCCGACUGGUUCGGCCUGUGACAGCCCGUGUGGGUGUGGCCCUGACCCCAAUAAAAGCCCUGCGUGUGGAGAA
Manis pentadactyla (Chinese pangolin) is the source of this 1281-nucleotide messenger RNA. RefSeq names its product mitochondrial ribosomal protein L23 (gene MRPL23). Gene Ontology annotation, biological process: mitochondrial translation. The transcript has 2 exons. Gene Ontology annotation, molecular function: structural constituent of ribosome. NCBI's taxonomy places the organism in Eukaryota, Metazoa, Chordata, Mammalia, Pholidota, Manidae. The coding region runs from base 780 to 1229 and encodes 149 amino acids. The record is from RefSeq and is a predicted model, not a curated record. Gene Ontology annotation, cellular component: ribosome; mitochondrial large ribosomal subunit.